CCAAAACUUUAGUUACAAUGCAUUAUUUUACAUUUGUUUAUGUCCUGGUUAUUGCCACUUUGGCUUCGGUGCAAGCCGAAGACAAUAAAGUAAGCAAAGAAAAGCUGCGCGAAGCUGCAAUGAUCAUAGUGAACGACUGCAAAGAAAAAGAGGGUGCAUCCGAUGAAGACAUAGCCGCACUCAAAGAGCACAAGUUGCCCAAAUCCGAAAAAGGGUUGUGCAUGAUCCAGUGUCUCUACAACACCAUUAAAAUCAUGAAAGACGGAAAGUUCAAUAAAGCCGGAGCGAUUGAGGUCAGUUCUCAAGCUUUGAAAGGUGACGAGGCCAAACUGACCAAAAUGAAAGAAGUCAUGAACGAGUGCGAGAAGGAAAUUGGUGAAACGACUGGAUGCCAAGUGGCGAAAUUGAUCACGGAAUGCAUAGCAAAACACGGAAAGGAAUUCGGUAUAACUAUUCCACAUAUGAAGAGCAUGUAA
Messenger RNA from Nicrophorus vespilloides, 476 nucleotides. RefSeq names its product general odorant-binding protein 19d-like. The transcript is spliced from 2 exons. Lineage: Eukaryota; Metazoa; Arthropoda; Insecta; Coleoptera; Silphidae. Gene Ontology annotation, molecular function: odorant binding. Gene Ontology annotation, biological process: sensory perception of smell. The record is from RefSeq and is a predicted model, not a curated record. The coding region runs from base 18 to 476 and encodes 152 amino acids.